UAAUCGAAGUUGCAUGCCAUCAUAAUCGAUCAGCUUGGUCACCUGCACCAUAGCUAGCUACUAUAAAUGUUUGGUCUUUAACCGAGCUACGGUAGCUAGCUAUAUAAGUAUACGUGUGCAGAAUAGCAACCUCUAGCUAUAUAAUGGCUUCUGACAAGGACAAGAGGUUUCGUGUGCAUGUUGUCAAGGAGCUGUAUGAGACUGAGCGUGACUACACACAGCAGCUUGAGUUUACAGUCACUCACAUUCUCCAAAAAGCCAGAGAGAAAAGUGAGUAUGACAAGGACAAGUUAGAGUCUGAGAAGAGCUUCACCCCCGAGAGAAUUCAGACCCUUUUCUGCAACAUUGAGGACAUCCUUGCCUUCCACAAAGAGCUCCUGACUCACCUGGAGAGCUGCAUUGGUAGCAAGGGACCUGCCUACGACACGGAGAUAGCCAGCUGUUUUGUACGACAAAAGGAACGGUUUGCCCUCUACAAGGAGUACGGAGAGUGCAAUGAACAGGCACAAAAACUACUCUACGAGCUCUAUGAGAAACCUGUCUUUAAAGCUUUCUUUGUGGCGUGCAUGCUUCUUGGAGGCAAGAGUGACGAGGACAUCAGUGGACUCGUAUUCAAACCCAUCCAGAGGAUCUGCAAGUACCCACUCCUGUUCAGGGAGCUAAGCAAGUAUACCCCAGUGGGUCACCCAGACUAUGAAGGCACGCAGGAGGCCCUGGCUAUAAUGAGAGACGUGUGCUCAGUCAUCAACGAGGCCAAACGUCGUGUGGAGAAGCUGGAGGAAAUCGCCGACUGGCAGGCCACUGUUGAGGGUUGGGAGGGGACUAACGUCAUUGACACCUGCAAUCAUCUCGUUAAGGAGGGACCUCUCAUCAAAAUAUCAGCUGGGAACACUCAGGAGCGUCACUUUCAUCUGUUUGACAAUUUGUUUGUCUACUGCAAGAAAACGACGCAGUUACUGAGCAAGGGCAAGGGGUUGCUGUUCAGAGGCAGAGUGCCAGUCUCCAACUUGGACAUUGAGGACAUUGAAGAUGGAACUUCUGACUACUAUACUAAUGGUAUAGCAGUGAACAACAGCUGGAAGGUUCACAAUGUGGCCAAGAACAAGUGGUUUGUACUGGUGGCUGGCUCAGCAGAGGAGAAGCAGUCCUGGAUGGAUGCCAUUCGCAAGGAGAAAGAGAAGAAAAAACGUCAGCAGGCAGCUUUGGCCCAAAACAACCGAGCCCUGGCCCUGGACAAAGGGGAGAAGAUCUAUUACCAGAUGAGACAAGACAAAUUCAUGAAGGACCACAGGUCUCGACUUCGGACUUACCCCAAUACAUUCUCUGGGCAGGAGUUUGUGGGUUGGCUAAUAGAGAAGGAGGAGGCAGCUGAUAAUGGCGAGGCUGUGUUAUUGGGACAGGCGCUCCUCGAGAAUGGAGUCAUUCAUCACAUAUCUGACCGUCACCAGUUCAAGAACGAUCGAGACCUACUCUAUAGGUUUAGGUAUGAUGAUGGCACCUUCCGCAGCAAGAUCAUCAGCAGUGAUGUCACAGCUAGGGGGAUCAGGGUCUACCUCAGGCUCCACGGCCAGUUUGAGCCCCUCGUCAAAGGGCAGAAGGUUGCCGUUGGUCUACGUACUAUGAGCACUAUGAAGAGUGUGGUAAGCUCCCAGAAACUCAUUGACUGGUGGCAAGCUGAGACGGAUAUUCACAGUCGGCAAGCUGGGGUGGACCUCGGACAAGAGCUCUUUGCUACUGGUUUCCUCAGACAUGCUACUGAUGAGCAGAACUUCAAGGACGGGACGUUCCUGUAUCGAUUCACUGCUGACGAUGGUCACGAGGGGCUCAAGGAUACUCAGAGGAGGCUCACGGGCACACCUUCCAGGAUUGACUUCAAUAUAGUAUCUGUCAGUACCUGCAGAACUAUCACAUUGCCUUACCUGGAAGCAGAUCAGAGCUAUGGGCUGGAGCUAAGUGACUCACACCCUGUUACUGUCAAGACUGUUUCCCCUGAAGCACAGCUCCAUGGUGUGUGUGAAGGACAGUUUGUGCUGGCCGUCAAUGGAAUGUACACCACUGCACUGAGCCACGUUGAUCUGCUGAGUCAAUUGAGCUCCAAGCACAGAUGCCCUCCACCUCUCACGCUGCUCAUCUCACGUCCAGGUACUUCAGAGUAUGCCACACUCACCCCCUUGGCAGGGGGGCUGGGCUUCCAUAUCAAGGGCAACUCACCUGUCAUCAUUCAUGGAAUAGAUAAAGGUUUUGCUGCUUCCCAAGCUGGCAUCAUCCCUGGUUGCUGUAUUCUAAAGGUCGGGGAGGAAGAAGUCCUCAAUGCCAGUCAUGAUGUAGUCGUCUCGGCCGUAAGAGGCUCCCUCUCUCGCUCUAAAGUGGAGCAAGGCAAGUCUUCUGUGAGGCUCAAGCUCAGCUUCCCCUUCCUAGAGCAGCUGUCCCUCUACAAGUACGAGUGUGCUGACACCACACUAGUGGAGGUGUUUGAGAGGACAGUGGAGUCACCGUACACCUUUUCACUCCCUGCUCAGUUGUUGAAGCUGUAUGCAGUGGAGGCGGAUUAUGUGAUAUCGCUGGUCUCUGAGUCAGGGGUUACUAAUGAAAAAGUCACUGCUUAUCUGAGGGAGCUCAAAGGACUGUCAACUGCUUAUGCUAAGAUAUCGAUGAUCCUGUCUAUUCCCCGUUGGCCGUCUUACAAGCUACACGGCUCUGGAAAUUCACCUGUCCUAGAGCCGUGUCCCACCAACCUCCACACCACCAUCAUGGAUGUGAUUACAGGGGCUUCCCCCUCUCCACCGUCCACCCCAACUACACCCAAUGCCACAGAUGAGGACGUACCAGAGGCUAGCACUCAGAUCACCAGUUACGUCAUCUCCAGUAUGGCCAUACCAUCACUGAAUGGCCAUAACAUCACUGUUAAUAAAUCUGGCAGGGAUGUGUUAACCGAUGAGACAACAAGGAGAGAGCUGGUGAGGGGUCUUACCGAUCGAGUAGCUGAGAUAGAGAAGGACCAUGAGUCUAUCAAAAGGAUGAUGAUUGAGAUUCAGGGCUCUCCAUCCCCAGACUCUGACACUGAGAAACCCAACGGAGAGCUUAACCAUUGUGACCUGACUCUCUCCCUCUCACCCCCCAUCCCAUCAUACCUGCACGCUGACAUCACACCCUCCUCCUCCCCCCUUAUGGCACGUCGUAGGAUAGUCUCCAUUAGUAACCCCGUCCCGAUACUCAAGCUGGUAGUGGAGGGGUUAUUGCAGAAGACGGAAGCAUUGCUGAAGAGUCUUGAGGACAGACUUUUGUUGAGUGUACUAGAUGACACUUCUGGGAUUCUAGUGCCCACCGGCAAAGAUCUGAUUGCGCAGCUAUGUAAGAGACUGACCACACUGUCAGAAGAGGUCAAGUUGUGCACUCAAAAACCAGGGGAAUCAUUGGGCAAGGCCGUUAGUGUCCUCAUAGACACUACACACAAGUGCAUUAACGAUCUGUGUGUAAGACUGUGGAUCUCCCUGGCUCUCAUUGACAGUGUCCCACUGCUUGAAACCAGAGACAAGAUGUUCAGCCAGUGCCUGGUGUCAGUGGUCACAUCGUUUGCCCAUUCCCUAGUAAAGGCGAUCAAAGGUCAGCUUAACCCCGGAGUGGAGUACGAGACCAAGAACCAGGACGCCAGUCGGCAGUGGCUGCAGAUGGUCGCCAAGAAAGGACUAUUUGUACACAUGCAAUCCACAAUGCUGCCUAAUGAGAGCUCGGAGCUGAGUGCUUUGAGGAACUUGCAGUUCAUUCACACUAAGUUGUCCAGUGUGGUGUUCCAUGUCACUGAUACCACCAGUCCACAGCACCUGCCCUGCACUGACCUCCCCCCUGUCACGAUCAAGGGCAGUCGAGACCACCUCCACGUGUACUAUCAAGUACCACGAAAAAUGUGUGAUGAGCUGCCAGAGAAAUUUCGCUCAGAGUCUGGAAUUCAGAUCAUACCAGUGCUCUUCAAUAAAGGUCUAAUCAGCUUAGAGGAAGGAGCAGCUGGGUAUGACGAAGAGAGGGCUCUCAACAUACAGUCUUUUAAACAGCUCAAGAAGUAUUACCAAGGACUGCGUGCAUUCAGAUUAGACAAGUCUAACCUUCCUAGUGACAGUGACGCCAAACUUGUGGCCAUUCACCAAAUCUCACAGCCCCUCAAUGCCAUGGACAUUCUCGUGCGACAAGUGGAAGUGGCUGUGAAAGAACCAACUCGACCAGGUGUAGGCCUGCUCUCCUUAGCUGCCGAGGUGGCCACUAGAAUUGGGGCUCUGAGGAUCAAUGUGUGUGAUUCUGGCGUGUUCCGGUCUGGACUGGCUACUAGUUUAGAGCAAGUAAUGGUCCUCGGUCGAUGUCACGGACUGCCAUUCAAGUGUUUUAGAACAACUUUGAAUAGAGUUCGGAGGAAGGGUGGAUUCUCAUACGUCGUGAGGAAGAACAAUGCUGACAUUAGCAAAAGCUUGCCAACCCAGCCUCCAAAAUUGUACCAACUUCCACCAGAUACACGUGAAGCAUGAGACAAUGUUUUUAGCACAUCCACCGAGACAUUAUACAGGACUAUCAACGACUUUUUUUUAUGAGUAGGCUUUGUCACAUGUUUUAAUUAUUUUGUGUUGAAUGAAUUUGUGUUGAAUGAUUUCUGUAAUAAUAAUAUUAUUUAAGAAACACACUCUCAAUAAUUAUUAAUGUUUGGAAUUUGACCAAUAUUAUUAUAAUUACCAGUUGA
This is a messenger RNA of Halichondria panicea, 4723 nucleotides long. Its product is annotated as phosphatidylinositol 3,4,5-trisphosphate-dependent Rac exchanger 2 protein-like. Gene Ontology annotation, biological process: G protein-coupled receptor signaling pathway; regulation of signaling; positive regulation of GTPase activity. The transcript has 25 exons. The record is from RefSeq and is a predicted model, not a curated record. Gene Ontology annotation, cellular component: plasma membrane. Lineage: Eukaryota; Metazoa; Porifera; Demospongiae; Suberitida; Halichondriidae. The coding region runs from base 144 to 4514 and encodes 1456 amino acids. Gene Ontology annotation, molecular function: protein binding; guanyl-nucleotide exchange factor activity; GTPase activator activity.